Molecule: messenger RNA, 3573 nt
Organism: Leishmania braziliensis MHOM/BR/75/M2904
Lineage: Eukaryota; Euglenozoa; Kinetoplastea; Trypanosomatida; Trypanosomatidae
Product: putative ATP-dependent RNA helicase
Exons: 1
Coding region: 1-3573 (1190 amino acids)
Biological process (GO): mRNA splicing, via spliceosome
Cellular component (GO): intracellular anatomical structure; spliceosomal complex
Molecular function (GO): ATP binding; RNA binding
Source: RefSeq, a predicted model, not a curated record
AUGCCUCGCCGCCCAGGUCCACAGAUUAAGCGCGCCAGCGACAAGGAGAAUAAGGAUGGCGCUGGCACGCGCAGUGAUACGGUAAAGGUAGCAGUCACCCCACCAGCGCCGACGAAUGAGCAAUGGUCCACCAACAAGCAAGGAGGUAACGUGCUGCAGUGGCUGGCGCAGAAGACCGACGCGACCGCGCCGGCACCCACAUCGCGCGGCGCCGUGGAGUACCUAAACCAGGCCAAGAAGCCAAAGAGCUACGCCGCAGCGGCAGCCCUGAGCGGCGCCAAGGCGAAGCCGAGCGCAACCGCGGAGAAGCCAGCAGAGAAGGCUGUAGACCAGCUGGCCGCCAAGGUACCUCGGAGCGCACCAGCCAAAGAGCCUGUGAAGACUGGCAAGAGGGAUGCUGCGAAGGCCGCCUCGAAGGAGCUGACCAAGGUGGUGCUCAAGGACACAGUGAAGGCGGUUCCAUCCAAGGUGACGCCGAAGGAGGCUCCUAAGUCCGAAGCGCAGCCCCCAGCAGAAGCAGCAGCCGAGUUCAGUGCAGUCCCAAAGCCGCGCUCAAAGGCUGCUCCCGAAGCACUGCCAGAGCCGAAGGAGUCGGAUGGCACUGCUGGCAAUCUUGCUCAGCUCGCUCCUGCGAAGGCAAUGGGUGCGCUGACGGGCGCCACAAAGGCUACUGACGAGCUGGUGAAGACCGCCGAGUUACCGACCUCGGCAACAACGCAUCUGCUCUCCAAGCCAGCCCCGAGGUCCUCUGCAUCGACUCUGGCAAACAAUGUCCGGCCGGAAGUUCCGCCUCCACGGCGGGUGCGCGGCCGCCGUCGUGACGAUGACCGCGCCGUGCGCGCGCAGCAGCGCAUUGAGCAGGAGCAGGAGAGUGCGCAGCGCCGCCACGACGAAGCUAUGCGCACAGAUGCCGAAUACAAGCAGCGCUUCGAGACGAUGCAGGAGAUGCAGACGGCCAUGCAGGUAUCGCAGGCGGAGUUCUUUGACAAGUACCGGCGCCAGGAGACGCUCCUGCUGAACCACGUCGUGACGGAGCGGCUUGACAUGCCGGUCAUCCUCGAACUUAUCGAACAGCACGACGUUGUCUUUGUUUGCACCGACACCGGAAGUGGCAAGAGCACCGGCGUCCCGAAGGCGCUGCUCGAGCUGUCGUCGGACACGAAGGUGGUCAGCACCCAGCCCCGCCGCACUGCGACGGUGGCGAUUUCAAACCGCGUGGCGAGUCUUCGCCGCGAGCGCGUCGGCGAGGACGUCGGCUACUGGAUCCGCGGUGAUAAGAAGGGAGAUGAGCAGACGCGCUUGUGGUACAUGACGAGCUACACGCUGUUGCUGCGUAUUCUCGAAAACCCGGCGGAGCUGCCGUUCACGCACAUUGUGCUCGAUGAGUUUCACGAGCGGCAGCCAGACCUCGAGGUGACAGUGGCGCUGCUACGAUUGGCGCUGCUCAACAAGACAUCACACUUCAAGCUGGUGCUCAUGAGCGCCACCCUCAACACGGAGGACUGGGAGGAGUACUUCUCUGGCCUCCGCGUUGCCACUUACAAGCAAAGCGAGCCAGAGCACCCCAUCCACGACUACUUCCUGGAGGAAACCUGCACCCUCCUCGGCACGGACUACCACGCCCCGCCGCAGCUGGUGUCGCGCGGUGUUGUGGACAAGGGCACGAUGGAGAAGCACUUCUACCUGGCCCAAAACUUGAUCUUUUUCCUCAACAGCUGCUCGAACCCGGUGCACUCAAUCCUCGUGUUUCUGCCAGGGAGGGCACAGGUAGAGACGAUGAGCAUGUGGCUACGCACGCAACUAUCUCACCGGGUCGACGCGGUGCCAUGGCACAGCGCGGUGAACCUGAGCGAGAUCGAGGCGGCAAUGAGGCGUCACAUACCGGGGCGACAGAAGGUAUACCUCGCCACCGACAUCGCCGAGGUAUCCAUCACGCUGCCAGAUGUGGUGUACGUCAUCGACCUGGUGCUGGUGAAGCGGCCAAAGAUUUCGAAGGAGUCGCCGUCCUCCAUUCAGUACCCGCCUCUCGUGACGCAGUGGAUCUCGCGUGGCAGCGUGGCGCAGCGUCGGGGCCGCAUCGGCCGCGUGCAGCAGGGCUUUUACUUCUGCCUCUUCCCCGCUGUUCAAAUAACUGACCUGCCAACCUACUCCCAGCCACCGAUUGAAAACUCCCGCAUCGACGAGCUUUCAUUGCACUGCCUGCAGGUGGUAAGCAACCCGGUGGCCAUCUUCAGCCUGUGUCACGGCCAGCCCCUCGUGGGGGUGAUUGAGUCAUCCAUGAACAUGCUCACGCAGCUCGGCUGCAUUCUCGACGCGAAGGACCCGCUCUCCGCCGGCGAGCGCAUUGAUGAGAUCUACAACCGCCAGAACGAGUCGUGGAGCCGCAUGAUCAUGGCAGCGGCACAGGCGGAGGUGAUGACGGACAUUCCCGAGUACCACUGCACGUUUAUCGGCCGCAUUCUGCAGCUCAUUCCAGUCUCCCCGCAGCCUGGCAUGCUUGUCUUCUUCGGCUUCCUCACAGGACUCGAGUCUCUCAUGAUCCUCGCCGCAGCCGUCACAAGCAGCCUCUCGCCGUUCAGCAUCAACGCCAAUGAAGGCCGGCAGCGCCACUUUAACGUCGCGCGUGCAAUGGAGGAAACGGAGAACGCCAUGCGUGAGUUCUGCUGCGGGCUGCGUAGCGAUAUUGUAGCGGUGAUGAAGGCGGCGCUCCUCUUCCGCAUUGAGCAGCAGCGGCACGGCGAUAGUAUGGAGACGGUGCGCCAAUGGUGCCUUCAGAAGUACCUCAGCUACGACAAGCUCAUGGCUAUUGUCGACCUGGAGAACCACAUCAAGUACGAGCUGGCAGAGUUCAUGCCAUUCCGCAGCAUCGUUGAGGCGGAGAAGCUGCUGGAGCAGCUGGACAAACUCGCCUCAAUGGUGGCUGUCAUGACGAACGUCGCCUUCGUCGCGCAGUCGCUGGAGGUGACAAGCGAGAACAACUCCUACACGAACUCGAAGGAGAUGGCGCUUGGCAUCUUCAGCGAUCUCACCGCCGUGCCCGACAUUCAUUCACCGAGCUGUCUGCGGUGGCAGGAGGGCGACGUCAUUAUCCCAGUGCAGUUGAGCCUUAUCUUCGACAAGCUGCUGGCAAGUUUCUCAACGGCCAUCGCGUCACCGAAACAGUUCUGGAUGUCGCUGCUGCUCUUCUCGCAGAGAGUGCACUACGCCACGUUCAGCGACGAUGAGGGCACCUUUCACGUCUUUGCGCUCUCGUACGGUGGCAAGGAGCGCUACGUGGAGGUGGACGAGAUCACCGGCUACGUUGUGCUUGAGUUCCGCCGCAAACUGUCGGCCAUCUGCGGAGUGCUGCGCCUGACCCACGCCAACCGACUCCUCUAUGAGGACCAUAUCAAUACGCUGCUCAGCAGCUAUUCCCUGGCACCGUUGCAGGAUCUGCAGCGCGAGGUGAUAACGGCCCUUGUCUCCAUCUUCAACAACUUGGAAGACAUGACCGCCGACGAGGUGGAGCACGACGAGGACGACCUAGAUUUGGUGUCGCUGCUGUCCUUUGUGCUGCCGACGCGCACGACGUGA